AUGGCGAAUAUAGAAGUGAUACCCAGUGGUCCCCACUGCAAAAAUGUUGAAGUAAUAAUUACUCUAAAAGAUGGAAAACUGGUCUGUGUGGAUCCUUCUGCUUCUUGGGUAGAGCGAAUUAUCAAGCUAAUAUUAGAAAGGUAUUCAUUCUACAACAGAGAGAACAACAAAAUGAUUAUAACAUUUUGCCCUUUUUGA
Staurois parvus is the source of this 198-nucleotide messenger RNA. Lineage: Eukaryota; Metazoa; Chordata; Amphibia; Anura; Ranidae. The record is from the annotation of a GenBank genome assembly.